AUGGUCUUCAGUGCGCUGCGCUUCUCCGCCGUCGUCGUGGCCGUGCUGCCUCUGGUCUCUGCGUCGCUGGAGCGUCGGGCCGUGCGCAACGGCCACCACCCUCACUUCGAGGCUCGCGGCACUGCAGGCAAGUGCAUCGCCACCUCCUGGUCUCAAGUGGGCGAGCGCGUCUUCGACUACGUCAUUGCCGGCGGCGGCACGGCCGGGCUGGCCCUGGCCGGUCGGCUCAGCGAAGACGCAGCCGUCAGCGUCGCCGUCAUCGAGGCCGGCCACUCUGCGUAUGGCGCUCAGGCAGCGCGCGUCGAGACGCCAAGCGCCGCCUACUUUGACUCGUCCGUCGGCUCGGAGCUCGACUGGCAGUACAAGACGACACUGCAGGCCGGCACGGCGCGCGAGAUGAGCUGGCCGCGCGGCAAGACCCUCGGCGGAAGCUCGGCCAUCAACGGUCUCUACUACACGCAGGCCAGCAAGCGCGAGCACCAAGCCUGGUCCCGCCUCGCCACUGGCUCCUCGGACGACACGGAGCACUGGGGCUGGCACGCGAUGCGCGAUGCACACCUCAAGGCCACCGAGUACAUGGGCAGCUCCGUGCGCGAGCUGGACGGUGCAAUCGCUGCUCAGGCCAACGAGACGCUCGGCCACUCCGGUCCUCUGGCCGUCGCGUACCCUGCACGCAGCUACUCGAGCGUCGCAGCGUGGGGCCCGGCGUUCGCCAGCAUGGGCAUCAGCGCUGCUGCUGCGCCGUACGACGGUCAGACGCAUGGUGCAUUCGUGGCCGCAAGUACGCUUGACACGGCAGAGUGGAAGCGCAGCUUCUCGCGCAGUGCCUACGUCGACCCGAUCUGCGACGAGCGUGCGAAUCUCGUCGUGCUGCCAAACCAGCACGUCACCAAGGUCAUCUUUGACGACGACGACACGACGCUGGGACAGCGUCGGGCGCUCGGCGUCGAGUUUGCCGCGUCGAAGGAGGCGCCUCGCGUGCGCGUCACAGCGCGGCGCGAGGUCAUCCUCAGUGCAGGCGCCAUCGGCAGUGCCCAGCUGCUGCAGCUCUCCGGUGUGGGCCGCAAGGAGCUGCUCGAGAAGCACGGCAUUGAUGUCGUGUACGACCUUCCGGGUGUCGGUCGCAACCUGCAAGACCACCUCGCCGUCUCGACGUCCUACAAGGUCAAGGAGGGCGUGCCGCUGCCCUCCAACUCCUCUCCCGACGAUCGGCAGCUCAACUCCUACGUCGACGGCGCAGUCGCCUACCUCACUGUGCGCGACAUCUUCGGCGACGACACGGCGGCGUUCCUGCAGCGUGCCGAGGCCGCCUCGGAGAAGUACGCCGAGGCGAGCCAGAUGCCGGCGGCGGUGAAGCGCGGCUACAAGCGGCAGGUGCGCCUGCUGCUGCGUGAUCUGCUGGCCGAGGAGUCGCAGCAUGGCUUCUCGGGACAUGCCAAGCCGGUGCUCGAGAUGCUGCUCGGCACCAUGGACUCGAGCAUGCACUUCUCCAGCGCGGCCCAAGCUCCCUUUUCGCGCGGCUACGUCUCCAUCCACUCUGCCGAUGCGUUCGAGCAGCCACACAUCGACGCCGGCUACCUGGGCCACGAGACGGAUCUGGAGCUGCUCGUGGCGGGCAUCAAGAUUGCCCGGCGUGCGGCCGCCACGUCUCAGUUCGCCGAGCUCCUCGAGUCCGAGACGACGCCUGGCGCGGCCGUCGCUACGGAGAGCUACGAGGAGCUCAUCUCGUACGUGCGUGAGACGGCAGAGACCAACUACCACCCCACGUCGACGUGCAGCAUGCUCGCGGAGCACCUCGGCGGCGUCGUCGACCAGUGGCUGCGCGUCUACGGCACCUCCAACCUGCGCGUCGUCGAUGCGAGCGUCAUUCCCGUCUCGCUCUCGGCGCACACGCAGUCGGCGGCGUACGCCAUUGCCGAGCGAGCGGCCGACAUCAUCAAGCAGGCGCGAAAGGAGGGCAAGAGCGAGCCCGUCGAGGAGUGCGCGGAGGAGGAGGAGGAAGAGGAGCAAGACGAGGAGGAGUGCGAGGCCUAG
Messenger RNA from Tilletiopsis washingtonensis, 2034 nucleotides. RefSeq names its product alcohol oxidase. Gene Ontology annotation, molecular function: flavin adenine dinucleotide binding; oxidoreductase activity, acting on CH-OH group of donors. The record is from RefSeq and is a predicted model, not a curated record. The coding region runs from base 1 to 2034 and encodes 677 amino acids. NCBI's taxonomy places the organism in Eukaryota, Fungi, Basidiomycota, Exobasidiomycetes, Entylomatales. The transcript has 2 exons.